UAAAAAAUGACUUCUUGAAUUUCAACUUGUGAUUGCAAAAUGGCUCAAAUGGACGCAAUCAACUUCGCAUUCCUGACAGAUUUCAUGAACUUUACCAACAACUUUAAUGUACUGAAUGCAUCUUGCAAUGGAACGACCAAUGGGUCAUGCAUGGACGUGUCCACCUCUACUGAAACUGAAGCAACAGAGAAAGUGUUUUGGGCAUUAUUACUUAUACCACUCCCACUGGUGGCUGUUGUGGGAAACAUUUUGGUUAUUUUGAGCGUGUAUAAAGAGAAAAAUUUGCAGACUGUAACGAACUAUUUCAUUGUGAGCCUAGCUUUUGCCGAUCUUUUAGUAGCUGCAGUUGUUAUGCCCUUUGCUGUCUACGUAUUGGUAAAUGUGGACUGGGAACUAAGUGACACGUUGUGCGACUUUUAUAUCGCUGUUGAUGUGACUUGUAGCACUGCUUCUAUCUUUAAUUUAGUUGCUAUAAGUAUCGACAGAUACAUCGCCGUGACUCAACCAAUCAAGUAUUCCAAACACCGCAACAACAAGCGAGUCUUCCUAACGAUCGCGAUCGUUUGGAUCGUCUCAGCCGCCAUCGGAUCUCCUAUUGUACUCGGCUUGAACACGUCUCCGGAGAGAAUACCUCAGCUCUGCGUCUUCUACAAUUCCGACUUCAUAAUAUAUUCAUCGCUCAGCUCCUUUUACAUUCCUUGCAUAGUCAUGGUCUUCCUCUACUACAAGAUAUUCAAAGCCAUCCAUGAACGUGCGAUUCAAAGCAAGAGGCGGGCGAAUGCUGGCAAUCGCUUAUUGGAUGGCAAAACUGCUGAAAGAGCUAGCAGAAAACGCAAAACUCAAGAAGAAAAACCGGCUUGUUCACAUCUUCAAGUAGUUCUUGAAACUGAGGGUGGUACGACAAAUACUGGUAGCUAUGAACAUCCUGAUGAAGAUUUGGAUGAUGAAGAUGACGAUGAUGGUGCUGGUCUUGCCAAUGGCGAUAAUCCACAGUCUGGGUCACUCAACAAAGGAAGUUCUACACCCGUUAUAAUGAAACUAAAAACCAUAAGUGAACCCGAUAAUGGAAAUGCUGAUUCUGGUUAUGGUCCUUCCCAACACGAGACACAUUUCAGUAUAAACCAGAAACAUGACUCCCCUCUUUCCAGGAGUCCAAGUGGCUCACCAAAAAUAAAUAGUCUUCCUGGAGAUGCCACUAGGAAGAAUGGGAUCUUAUUUAAAGCAGGCAGCAAGACGCAGUCAAAAUUUGAUGAAGUAUAUGUGGAAAGGAAGAAAAAAUACAGAUUUAAUCUGGGGAAAAAGCAUAAAAGCAGCAGCAAAAAACGAGAAAAGGCUUCUGCAAAAAGAGAAAGAAAGGCUACUAAAACUCUUGCAAUAGUAUUAGGUAUGUUCUUGAUGUGCUGGGUGCCCUUCUUCACAUGCAAUAUACUUGAUGCUAUCUGCAUUAAGUUAGAGUCCGAUACAUGGAGACCCGGUGUGACUGUUUUCCUUCUCACUACAUGGCUUGGAUACAUAAACAGCUGCGUAAAUCCUGUAAUUUACACCAUUUUCAACAUGGAGUUCAGAAAAGCAUUCAAGAAACUUCUUCAGGAAAUGUGGACUUGUUGUUCAAGGAGUGGACAUUAAUAUCC
Messenger RNA from Argiope bruennichi, 1631 nucleotides. RefSeq names its product dopamine D2-like receptor. Gene Ontology annotation, biological process: adenylate cyclase-activating adrenergic receptor signaling pathway. Bases 40 to 1626 code for a protein of 528 amino acids. The record is from RefSeq and is a predicted model, not a curated record. Lineage: Eukaryota; Metazoa; Arthropoda; Arachnida; Araneae; Araneidae. Gene Ontology annotation, cellular component: membrane. Gene Ontology annotation, molecular function: G protein-coupled receptor activity; dopamine neurotransmitter receptor activity, coupled via Gi/Go. The transcript is spliced from 5 exons.